Molecule: messenger RNA, 1002 nt
Organism: Coffea arabica (coffee)
Lineage: Eukaryota; Viridiplantae; Streptophyta; Magnoliopsida; Gentianales; Rubiaceae
Source: RefSeq, a predicted model, not a curated record
GGAAACUCAUAUGCAGGUUGGAAAUAGAUGGGCAGAAAUUGCCAAAAGAAUUCCAGGAAGGGCCGUGAACUCCAUAAAGAAUCACUGGAAUACCACAAAAAGGAGACAAAAUUCAAGGGGAAAGGUCAAGAAACCGGAAAGGGUGCAGAACGAAAGAAAUCAGUCAACUAUUUUGCAAGAGUAUAUCAAAAGUACUUAUCCCAAUAAUAAUUCCUUAACCACCAUUAGCGUAGACCUCAGCUCUACCAUCGUGAUACCAACCAAUAGUGCAACCACUUGCCCAACUUUUCCCAAUUCCAUCAUAUCAGAGGACCCCUCAUCAACUCAUUUCAAUCUGCUUUAUCCAGAAUUAUCUCAAUCCACCACUGAUGAUUCCCUUUUCUAUCUCACUCAACACUCUUAUGAUGAUGAGAUAAACUUUAUGCAAAACUUACUUGGAAACAAUAAUCUCAACGCCUUCUUAGUUGGUGAGAAUGAUAAAGGAAAGGCUCUUCUAGACAUUGGGAUCGAUCCAAAAGGUGAUCAAGAGAAUAAUCAAUCUGCACAUAUAAUGGAUGAAGGUAAUGCCUUAACUGCUCCUCCUGAGAUCUACCCCAGCAACAUGAACAUGAAGACAAUAACAAUGGAUCAAACCAGUCCUUCAUCAAGAAAGGAGGUUGACUUGUAGAGAUGGUCUCAAAUUCACAAUUUUCUCGCAAGAAUGUUGCUAAUAGCUUUGUGUUCUAAUAUUGAUUUAGUGAAGUGAUACUCAGUUUUUAGUUUCCUAAAGAACUUUUGGAGUUUUACAAGCUUUUAACUAAUAAUUAGAACCAAAAUUUGAGCACCUCUAGUUUAGUUCUAAUUUCGGUUAGAAUUGGCAUAUUCUGGGUAAUUUGCUCAAGAGUUGUCAAAAAAAUUGUGACUAGUGGCAAUUAUGUUUUAUUAUAUGAAUGAUUUUCUUGUUUUUAUUCUUGAAUCUUGUAAUAUUUUGCUCUCUAGGUGUUAGUUUUGUGGUUUCAGUUA